AUUUAGAGUUGUGUUACCUGCAUUAUCAGCUACAAAUUUCCAUGUUAUGUUAUUCUUAUGAUUAAACCGGAAACGCGCGCAACAGCACGUGUAGAUUUUCAAAAUGGAAGACGGUCACAAGAAGAAAAAGAACAAGACAGUUGAUGUUGCUGAGACACAGCAUAAUGGAGACUUUCUCAUACAACCAUCCGCAGAAGUACAGAAAUUAGACACAUCUCAAUGGCCCUUGUUGCUAAAGAAUUUUGAUAAACUAAAUGUGAAGACAGGAAAAUACACACCAAUACCUUCUGGUUGUUCACCACUCAAGCGUCCAAUAGAAGACUAUGUCAAGAGUGGCUUUUUAAAUCUCGACAAACCAUCAAAUCCCUCUUCACAUGAAGUUGUAGCAUGGGUUAAAAGAAUAUUGCGUGUAAAUAAAACGGGACACAGUGGAACAUUAGAUCCAAAAGUAACGGGUUGUUUAAUUGUUUGUAUAGAACGAGCAACAAGACUUGUGAAAUCUCAACAAGGUGCGGGUAAAGAGUAUGUGUGUAUUUACAGACUUCACAGCGUUGUUGAGGAUGAGAAGAAAGUCCUUAGGAAUUUGGAAAUGUUGCAAGGUGCAUUGUUUCAAAGACCUCCAUUGAUAUCAGCAGUGAAGAGGCAGUUAAGAAUAAGAACCGUAUAUGAGGUGAAAUCUCUCGAGUAUGCCAAGGAAGAUGCUAUGGGUGUAUUCUGGGUCAGCUGUGAGGCAGGCACAUACAUACGUACCAUGUGUGUUCAUUUGGGACUUCUACUGGGAGUUGGAGGUCAGAUGCAGGAACUAAGGCGAGUUCGGUCAGGCAUACAAGACGAAAAGGUUGGUAUGGUAACAUUACAUGAUGUUCUGGAUGCUCAAUGGAUGUAUGAUAACCAAAGAGAUGAGAGUUAUCUGAGACGAGUCAUCAAACCUUUAGAAGCAUUACUCACCUCACAUAAGCGAAUUGUGAUUAAAGACUCUGCUGUGAACGCUGUUUGCUAUGGAGCCAAGAUCAUGUUACCCGGUGUUUUAAGAUAUGAGAAUGGUAUAGAAAUUAAUGAAGAAAUCGUCAUAGUAACAACGAAAGGCGAGGCUGUAGCAUUGGCCAUUGCUCAGAUGACAUCUGCUGUCAUGGCAACAACAGACCACAAUAUUGUUGCUAAGAUAAAACGUGUGAUAAUGGAGAGAGAUACAUACCCAAGGAAAUGGGGACUGGGACCAAGAGCAAUGAUAAAGAAGCAGAUGGUCAAGGAAGGAAAGCUAGAUAAAUAUGGCAAACCCAAUGACAGUACUCCGAAAGCUUGGAUGGAAAUAUUAAAAAAGUCUGGAGACUUGAAUGAGAAUGAAGACAUUAAACCAGCUGUAAAUAACGUGGAUGCGUCUCAAGGAGCUGUAAAG
This is a messenger RNA of Ruditapes philippinarum (Manila clam), 1396 nucleotides long. RefSeq names its product H/ACA ribonucleoprotein complex subunit DKC1-like. Gene Ontology annotation, molecular function: pseudouridine synthase activity; RNA binding. Gene Ontology annotation, biological process: snRNA pseudouridine synthesis; mRNA pseudouridine synthesis; rRNA pseudouridine synthesis. Gene Ontology annotation, cellular component: box H/ACA snoRNP complex. The record is from RefSeq and is a predicted model, not a curated record. Lineage: Eukaryota; Metazoa; Mollusca; Bivalvia; Venerida; Veneridae.